AUGUUCGACAUCAAGUUAAUCAUCCUGGUUGCCCUGACCAUUUCCCUGGUGCAAAGUUGCUCUAUUGAGGAACCCGAGGAACCUAGUGGUUGUGGAUGUGGCAGGAGUUCUCCAUGUGGAUGCUCCAGACCUUGCGGAUGUGGAUGUGGAUGCAGGCCCUGUCGUUGUCCCCCUUCUUGUGGGUGUGGCUGUCAAGAUUAG
Drosophila ficusphila is the source of this 201-nucleotide messenger RNA. Its product is annotated as chorion class high-cysteine HCB protein 13. The coding region runs from base 1 to 201 and encodes 66 amino acids. NCBI's taxonomy places the organism in Eukaryota, Metazoa, Arthropoda, Insecta, Diptera, Drosophilidae. The transcript has a single exon. The record is from RefSeq and is a predicted model, not a curated record.